Owenia fusiformis is the source of this 5808-nucleotide messenger RNA. NCBI's taxonomy places the organism in Eukaryota, Metazoa, Annelida, Polychaeta, Sabellida, Oweniidae. The record is from the annotation of a GenBank genome assembly.
GAAGAGAUUUCCGGUAUGGAUUUCUCUUUGGAUCAUGAAGUAUAUAAAGUACUGACUUAAGUUAGAAGGAAGUUGCUGAUUAGUUGCCGGUAACCAUAGAAACAGUUCAAACUUAAAUUGACAACAAUGGAUGACAUACAAAUUACUAAAUUAAUGAACAAACAACUUGAGUUGUUUGACAUGAACUAUCGCUCUGAAGGAGGAAAUAUAAUAUCAGGUGAAGAGACGAUCAAAGAUCGGCAUAUUCUUUGUUACAUGGCCUCGCAAGAUGUAAAAGCUUAUAUAAAAUCAGAACUUCUCACUUCGAGUCCUCCUGAAUAUGGACUUGAAAACCUUAUUGUAACCUCAGAAAAUGAAGAGUGUCAAUUAAAAAAGGAGCUUGGGUCUGAAAUGUUUACAGAUUUUAACAAUUCCAAAAUGCAGAUGCAAAAAUUAUUCCAGAAACUUGAUGGAAAGUCGCAACAAGUAAUGUUUUCGUUGUUUGGACAACUGUAUAAUUAUUUGAAAUGUGUAAAUAUGCAUAGAAUGACAAACAGUGCAAAAUACCACACACUCAAUAUCCAAUGUGAUCAGAUUCAUAUAGACAGAAGUUCUGAAGCGACAUGUGAGGAGGCAACAUGUAAAAAUGCACCAAUUAAGGAGGUGCCUGUUAAAGAGACACCCAAUAAAGAGGCAACCUGUAUAAAGGAGACACCACUUAAUGAGGUGCCAUGUAAGGAAUCAUCAUAUAAAGAAUUACCAUAUAAGGAAGUACCAUAUAAGGAGGCACCACAUAAGGAGACACCCUAUGAGGAGACACCAUUGAAGCAAGCUGAAUCUUUACCUAUGUCUCCUACCUACAGGAGCCUGGCUAAGACAUGUGUCAAACAGCGCACAUGUUCCCACAAUGGGGCCUCUGGAAACCCGCAACAAGGCUGCUGCAGCAACAACAGCGAUAAAUCAAGCAAUAAUAGCAACAGGAGGAGCAGAGAUGAAGAUAAUGACAGAAAAGAGGAGCAAGAUGAGAGCAAUAGACACAGGAGAUAUGAUAGGCCAGACAGAGGCCAGUCCAUGCACCCCAUCAACUUAGAGGGACCAGUGACAGAUUCCAAUGCUGAUAUUGCACAGCUUGGCAACAUGUUAGGUGGUGAAGCCCCAGAGAUGGACUUCAAAGGAUACAGGAAAAAACAUGGUCGUUUGAAGAGUUUUGCUGAAGCUUUGGAAAAGGUCGAGGAAAGUGAGUUCCAGUCUACCUUGCAAGAGUUGUUGACCUGUAUGCAAUCUGACUGUUGGCCCACACAGAGAGGCAUGGCAUCUAUAACAAACUGUAACCUUUGUCAUGAGCUGGUGGCCAUCUUUAAACACUUCCCAGAAUGCACCACCUGUAGGAAGUGUAAAGUUGUCAUUUCUGCUAUUAAGAUGCACGUCAGUGAAUGUGAGGCUGGGAAACAUUGUGAGAAUAAGAUAUGUAAAAAAUUGAGACCUGAGGUUAAGAUUAAACCAGAUCGUUUGAAGACACUUGAGGGGAUCUGGUUAAGGAAGAAACUGAAGCGAUUCCUCGGAAAAAUGUUUCUUGACAACUCAUUUUACUCGAACAACUCAGGAAGUUUGUUUCAAAGUGGAGGAUUUGGAUCCCAGACAAGUUCAAGUCUCCGUGGACACCUCAGUAGCCGUCUGAUUAGUCCUCCCAAGAUGGCUCUUGGCAUAUCAAACAGGACUCCAUCAUUACCUCCAAAGUCUAGAGACAUUAUCCCUGAAUAUAAAGAUGCAAGCAAAGAAAAUGAAUCAGCCCAUCAGGAUGAUCUUGUUAAAGAUCACGAGGAACCUGGUGGUUUUGAGAGUCACUAUGGUUUAGCUCAAGCUAAGCCUCUUAAGAUUGCCAGUUCUAAUUAUAGACCAUCUGCUCUCAUGUUUGAUCAUGACAUAUCUGGACAAAGGGGCAUCAUCCUCCCUUCCCCUGAAACCCCUGCCUUUAGCUCCCAAGCACAUCCCCUAACUGAAGUGAGGUAUCUAUCGGAGCAGGUAAAACACAUUGAUGAUGGUGAACCUAUUGACACUGAAGAGAGUAUAACACCUAUGGCACUGCAUGAUGAAGCACCUAAAGAGAAUGUGCUUACCACAGGAACACCAGAGGAGAUGCUAGAGGCAUUAUCCACAGACCUGGAGAAUGAAGACCUUGAUGACCAACUCUCUUCACUGAACCUAUCUGCUAAUGAGUCUUCUUCUAGACUUGGAAUUGAUGAUGGACAUCCCUCAUUAGAGGCUGAGGCUCCAACUCCCAACAUGGAUGCGAUUAAGUCCUUUUUCCAAGAUAUAGGUGUAAAGUCAUCAUUUUCUGAUGAUCAAAUUAUCAAGGUGGCACCCUCCUCUGAAGCAGCAAUCACACCUGUAGUUCCAAUUGAUGAUUAUGAAGAUGAUGAGAGAUGUGAGAGUAUUUUACCAGAGAUGCUGUUCAAAGGUACAACAAGUGUGCCCCUUGACAUGGCAAGAUAUGGAACUCAGUGUGGGAAUAACAGUAAGCAGUUUGUAUCCUUACAUCCCAGGAUGGCAGGGCAGGCUGAGGUCACCUAUGGUAGCCAUGGUCAUUUGGAAGAGUUGGCAAGAUAUUGGGAUAGACUGAGAAACGAUGUUCUGGCAAAGAGAACUUUGCUGGAUUACAUACAUGAAGAAGGUGUCAUCUUAAAUGAUAUGAAACAGUAUUUGAAAAUUAAAAAAGGAAAUUAUAAGAAAAAGAAUCAGUGGAGAAAAAUACAGUUCCUGGGAAAUGGUGUAGAAGGGAAGUGUAGCCUUGCUAUGGAUGAAACUACUUACGUAUUAUUCUGUGUUAAGAAGGUGCAUUUACUGAACUUUGACCCUAUGGAGAUCCAAGCAUGGUUACGGUUGAUGGGAACUGUACACACAGGGGAGGUUGCCUUCCUUUAUGGUGCUCUCAGAAAAGGAGAAUAUGUCUAUCUUUUGCAAGAGUUCCUUGAAGGUAUGUCACUGGCCCAGUACAUCCAGCAGAAACCCACAGGCAGCUUACCACAAAAAGAAGCAUUAUACAUCUAUAAACAGUGCCUAUCCCACUUGGAACAUUUCCAGAAGAAGCAGGUCAUACACAAUGAUUUCAAAGCUGCCAACCUUAUGGUGUUGCCUGGGGAACAAAACAAGGUUGAUGCUGUAGUUGUCAUUGACUUUGGAUUAGCAAAAUUAAUUUCUGACAGUUCUCCGACAAUCCGUGUAAAGAGACCAACAGGCACGCAGACUCACUGGUCUCCAGAAAAGGCGUUGAGCCAUCCAUACAACCACAAAGUGGAUGUAUGGGCAGCCACAUGUGUCUUGCUUCAUAUGUUAACGGGAGAUCAUCCAUGGGUCAGGAGAUAUGGAAAUGCUGCUUUUCUACAUUAUAAAAUAGCUACAGAAUCCCCUUAUGCAGAUAUUCCAAGCAGUCUUCCCUCUGCUAUACAGGACAUCUUCCACUCUGGGUGGACAAAAGAUCCUGAUGUACGGCCGGAUGCAGCCUGUCUGUUAAAACAUAAUGUUUUUAAGCUACUUGAUGAGGGUUUCUUCAAGAGCUUAGAAGCCAGUGAGCCUGAGGACUACAGUUCAGAGAAUGUAGACAACAAGCCUCCUUUAACACAGACCAGCGAGUAUUUUAGUGUUGAACAUCUAGACAAUCGCACUGAUGAUAAUAAUGGGAAUAUCAAAUCAGAGCUGAGUGAUGAUAUAAUUGGUGAGAUGCCGAGUACAAUCAUAACAAUGAGAGAGGAGCAUCCUGGGACAACUCCUUCUGUGAAACAAACAAUGGUUCAAAUAGAUGAAGAAUUUCAACUUAAUAGCUUCAUGGAUAUCUAUACAUCUGGUUCAAAAGGCAACAACACAACAAACCUGUUGGAAAUGGAUAACAACUGGAGCGAUCUUAUUCCACGUACUGUGAAUAGUUUGCCUGAGCAGGACUCGGCAAGCUUCAGUUCCCCCGAACAAACCAUUGCUAAACCACCAGAUACAACUAAACAGGAUUAUGCAAGCUUCAGCUCCCCUGACCCUGAACAAGACAUUGCUAAACCACCAGGCACAACUGAGCAUGAUUCUGCAAGCCAUGGUUCCCCCAAACAAGACAUAAGAAAACAAUCUGACACAGCUGAGAGAAAUUUCCCAACUUUUGAGGAAGCUCUGUCUCCAAGGGGUCCACCAACUGACGAAUAUAAUCCCCCAGUAAAACACCCACAUCAAGGAGAGAGAAACAUUGAUAAUGAUCUGGACCUUUUGGGCCAUUCACCUGAGCAAUUCAGGGAGGUUUUAGGUAACAUUCCAUCUCCAGUCACUCCUAAACACUUCAGUAGUGACAGUAGUUCACAUACACUAAUAUCCCCAGUCUCGCCCAACUCUCCAGGCUUUGCUAACUCUUCAAAUGAGACAAUGAAAGCAAGAAAUCCUAAACAACUUAAAGUGAAUAUUCCCAACUCGCCAACACAAGUGAAAGCAUGCCAUGAAGAGGAGUGUGCAGCUGGUUGUGAAUGCAAAGAUAAACUUCAUGGAUUAACUCCUAAAACACCAGCAUUACAUCGCAACCCUCUAAGGAAGCAAGCCUCAUCACCAGAGGCAUCAUUGCCACCUUUAUGCUCUGUCCCUGCACAAAAACGAAGAACGUCUGCUCCCAAUAUUUAUCAAGUAAAAUCUCAAAGUUUGAUCAUCGCACAAGAAACUCCAGUUUCAUUGUCCCCACUUAGCUGGAAUUCUAGAAAGCUACGGAGAGAUUCUUCUCGUACUACAGAUACCUCUGGGUAUAAUACGGACACUUCCUACUCCCCAUUUACCCCCCAGACUCCUAGAAAACCAUUCAGCCUCACCCCCCAGACAGCAAAUCCUCCUAAAUAUGGUGAUACUUUAACCCCUCAGCCACCUUCCUAUACUGUGGAACCGCUUGAGGGUCCAUCUACGGUUGAGGAGAGUUCUCCACGGGAUCACAGUCAAAAUGAAGAGGAGUAUGAGAAGCUUUAUAAAGAAAAUAUAAUCAGAGACUUAUCAAACAAAGAUCCAAGUGAAGAAGGCUUUGAGGAGAGGUUAACAGAACUUGAUGAAUCUUUCAAUGCAUCUUCAAGAAGUGAUUUUGCAAAGAUUGAUGAGGAUUUUGCCAAAGAGUCAGAUUUAGAUACACAACCUCCCCCUGGGAGCCUGGACCAUGCCAGCAAUAGACAACUAGGAUUUGAAGUGGGAUUCCGUCUGAAGUCAGGUUUUUGUCUUGCUAAGAUUAUGGCUACAACCACCAUUACAUGGGAGAUACUGCUGGAGUCCGCAAGUGAAUGUAUACAUGGAUAUGGUAUAGCAAGAUAUACGGCUAAACACGAAUCAGGGGAUAUUGUAGUAUUGACAGACUGUGCAAACAUUGACCAAUCAGAAAUUACAAUAAUUCCCUUAAAAGAAAAUGAUGAAUAUGAGUGGCAGAUUGUGAAUGACAAGCAUGAGUACCAUCCUGAGUACAACGGACCUUUUGGACCACAACCAUUUCGUGAUUGAGCUCAUUGUGCCAGUAUUUCAUAACAAAUACUAGGGUAGAAUCGGUCCAUUUACCAGUAUGCCAGUAUUUUGAAACUUAACUCUGGGUGAAAUCAGAGCAUGUGCCAUUAUGUCCCUAUUCUAUAACUUACCUUUGGUGAAAUGAAAACGUGUGCCAUUAUGCCAUCAUUUUCUCCCAUUGGCCUUGGAGUUAUGACAUUCACCAAAUUCUUGAACAUUCUUAAACUAUUUAAGUUAUAUUCCUUGCAGCUCCACUGCUGUCUUAAUAUGGUAGAUAUAUUCAGUGUAUAGAGUAUCCAUAUAGCAAAGCAUGGGAAAAUAUUUUGAUAUGGU